CGUCACAAGCCCUGCGCCUCCCGCUCCUCUUGGGGCCGUCGUUCGAACGGAAGGUCGUCCUUGUGACCGACGAGGUGGUUGGAGCAGCUGUCGCCAUGUUGUCGGUCGCCGCCCGCUCGGGCCCGUUCGCGCCCGUCCUAUCGGCCACGUCCCGCGGGGUGGCGGGCGCGCUGCGGCCUCUGCUGCAAGGCGCGGUGCCCGCCGCCUCGGAGCCACCUGUUCUGGACGUGAAGCGACCCUUCCUGUGCCGCGAGUCGCUGAGUGGCCAGGCCGCGGCCCGGCCUUUGGUGGCCACGGUGGGCCUGAACGUUCCUGCUUCUGUUCGUUUUUCCCAUACAGAUGUCAAGGUGCCCGACUUCUCUGACUAUCGUCGUGCUGAAGUUCUCGAUAGCACAAAAUCUUCUAAAGAAAGCAGUGAGGCUAGAAAAGGCUUCUCUUACCUGGUAACUGCAACUACUACGGUGGGUGUGGCUUACGCAGCCAAAAAUGUGGUCUCCCAGUUUGUCUCCAGCAUGAGUGCUUCUGCUGAUGUACUGGCCAUGUCGAAGAUCGAGAUCAAGUUGUCUGAUAUUCCUGAAGGAAAGAACAUGGCUUUUAAAUGGAGAGGCAAACCUCUGUUUGUGCGCCAUAGAACCAAGAAGGAGAUUGACCAGGAAGCUGCAGUUGAAGUGUCCCAGUUAAGGGACCCACAGCAUGAUUUAGAUCGAGUGAAGAAGCCUGAAUGGGUUAUUCUGAUAGGUGUCUGUACCCAUCUUGGCUGUGUACCCAUUGCAAACGCAGGGGAUUUUGGUGGCUAUUAUUGCCCCUGCCAUGGGUCACACUAUGACGCCUCUGGCAGGAUCAGGAAGGGCCCUGCCCCUCUCAACCUGGAAGUGCCUGCCUACGAGUUCACCAGUGAUGAUGUAGUUGUUGUGGGUUAGACACGUGGACUCCUCAGGGCCUAGGUUUCUGUCGGUCUUCAGGUCCCCUCAGAAGAGUGGAGAGUAAGCCUUGUAUACAUCUAGGUUGGUUGAUUUAAAAUAUUUAAGAAUUGUUAAUAAUGUAUUGGCAAACAUUAAUGUGAAGUAAUUGAAUUCAUUGUUAAAUAUUAUCAAGCAUUAGCAUAAUAAAGCCACUGUUGAACAUCAUUAGAUUCAGUCACAGACUUGAAAGGUGCAAUGUCUUUGAUAGCUAAUUCUAAUAAAACAUUACAGAUUGUUGUA
Molecule: messenger RNA, 1202 nt
Organism: Mus caroli (Ryukyu mouse)
Lineage: Eukaryota; Metazoa; Chordata; Mammalia; Rodentia; Muridae
Gene: Uqcrfs1
Product: ubiquinol-cytochrome c reductase, Rieske iron-sulfur polypeptide 1
Cellular component (GO): membrane
Molecular function (GO): 2 iron, 2 sulfur cluster binding; quinol-cytochrome-c reductase activity
Source: RefSeq, a predicted model, not a curated record